AUUGAUAAAGUUUGAAGCUUUUUGAGAUUUAUAAUGAUUUUGAUCUCCCCUGGUGGGGUUUAUGUUUGUAUCUGCUGUGAUUAGGUUGAAAAGAAUAUUGGGUUUCUUUUUUGGAUCUCUCUGGAAAUAUGUAGUUUAUAAAUUGUUUUUUAGUGACCUGAUUAGACUGUAGUUCAGUGUGCCUGGCUGCAUAAAGAAAAGCUCAAGUCAUAUUUGUGAAUGUAUAUUGUGGAGUGUUUUUUUUUUUUGGACCAAGUUGUGGAGUUCAUUUUUCUUAUAUUGAUGUUUGUAGCUUGUUUGGUUAUAUUUUUGUGUGUUAUUGAUCAUAGUGAAAUAUGUGUUAGAUGUGUGAUAUAUAUUUUAUUGAUUCUGUGACAAUUUAUUUGGAGGUGUUUUUUGCUGCAUAUUUAAGUAUAAAACUGAUUUUGAAUAUGUGAAGAUGUAGAUGAUUAAUGAUGUGAAGAAAUUGUAAUGCUGAUCCACAUAGGUGAUGAAAUCACAUUAUGAAUUGUUUAUUGUUUCGACUGUCUGUUAUUUGCUUAGAAGAUCUGACAACCAUAUUCUUCUUGUGAUGAACAUGACAUCUAUUGCCGACUGAGUUCUUCUCCUAACCUAUUUAACAACAAUAGCACAUAUAUAGAACCAACACCUAGCAGGCUUCUCUGGCUUUAACAAUUCAUAAGGAUCAUUAAUAUACUGCCAGAACACCUUUGAAUUUGAUCAGUUGGUUAAUUGGGUACUAUUAGGGAAGAUGGAAUCAUACCUUGCUCAUAGUGUGGCAUCAUGAUAAGGGUGGUACUUGGCUGACCUUUCUGGAUUUUCCAAGUAACUUGUCUUAGAGAUGAUCUCUUAUCUCCCAUAUCCGUCUACAUCAAGGACAAAUUUCAUAUAAUAGUCUGGAUGCUGGGUGGAUAAUGCUCAAAUGGUUGAUGUUAUCACCAUUUCCUUGAGAAGCAGCUUUAUUAUCUGUAUGGUCUAAUCAGUACGUCUAAAUGGCAGUCUCUAAAAGGACGUCGAUGAAGUUCAAAUCUGUUAAAAAUCAGGCCGGUGUUCUGGUCAACAGCUACUUACUUUCGGAUCCAUUUAUAUUGUACACUUCUGUCCUUAGUGGCGUAUUCAUGAGCAAAAUGGUCUAUGAUUUGUCUCACCUGGUCAGCACUUCUUACUUCAGGACAUAUGCUGGCCUUACCAAAAUCCAGCGCAUCGAGUGGAAUAACCGGGGCAUGUCUACCGUCCAUGCUAUAUUUAUUGCAAUGAUGUCUCUGUAUUUUGUGUUCUGGUCAGAUCUAUAUUCUGACCACUAUCUCGCUGGAACCAUCACCUUCCGAAGUUCACCACUCUCGUCUUUUGCAUUAGGCCUUUCUGUUGGCUACUUCAUUUCAGACCUCGCAAUGAUCUGCUGGCUAUAUCCUGCUUUGGGUGGAAUAGAGUAUGUUAUUCAUCACUCUCUUGCUGGGAUUGCUGUAGCGUAUUCCUUGUUUACUGGGGAGGGUCAGCUCUACACAUUCAUGGUCCUCAUUUCCGAGGUCACAACUCCAGAGAUAAACAUGAGAUGGUUCCUAGAUACUGCUGGUUUAAAGAGAUCUAAUGCAUAUCUGAUAAAUGGAGUGGUGAUAUUUUUUGCUUGGCUGGUAGCAAGAAUCUUGUUGUUUGUUUACUUGUUUUACCACGUGUAUCUGCAUUAUGAUCAGGUCAUGCAGAUGCACAUUGUUGGAUACCUUUUGAUAUUUGUUGUGCCAUCUGCACUGGGUAUCAUGAACCUAAUGUGGUUUGGGAAGAUUAUCAAGGGAUUGAUAUCAACUCUGGCGAAGAAAAUAUAGAAGUUAUCAUGACUGAUCACAUUGCUGUCUCCCACUAGUCUCAUUUUCAGAGAAUUGAUCCCGGUAGUCUUAUAACGACUAAUCACACCGCUCUCCCACUAGUUUCAUUCAUUGACCCCGGUAGUCUACUUGUAUAAAUUAGUAGAAGGAAGAUGAGGGCAGCUUAUUUUGACAAGAUGGAAACGAACUGAUGUACAUGCUUACAUAUAUACAUGGUCUUCUUGUGCUUUCUGGCUGUUAAAAUUUUGGUAAUGUAGUCUAUAGGAGUUCAUCAAACUUGUAUUUCCAAAUUUUCGAAGCAUUUACUCAGAACUUAAAAGGAGGAAUAUUGUUACAAGCUCUAUCUGCAGCUGAAUCAUUACUGAGCACCCGUUUUCAACUCUCUAAUAUGUUAUUCAGCAUCUUUUAUUCUUUGAA
Molecule: messenger RNA, 2237 nt
Organism: Daucus carota subsp. sativus
Lineage: Eukaryota; Viridiplantae; Streptophyta; Magnoliopsida; Apiales; Apiaceae
Exons: 9
Coding region: 993-1820 (275 amino acids)
Biological process (GO): lipid homeostasis
Cellular component (GO): membrane; endoplasmic reticulum
Source: RefSeq, a predicted model, not a curated record